AUGACGGCUCACGGAGUCAAGUUAGACACUCUUAAGGACUGCUUUAAGUUCCUGCAGUGGUUGAAAAAUAAUGGUGAUAAGCAAGGCCAGGUGACUGACGCUCUGUUUAAACGUAUUGCCACAUAUUAUAAUAAUCCGGGGUUUAAAGUUCUAUUGCCGGAUUCCCUAAAUGAUUUCCUCCGCCAUGUGUCGGAGCUUCAUGACCAAAUAAGCAAGAAUACGGAUCUAGGCGACUAUAAAAAGCAUUCGGCAGAUGACAUUGUCAAAGCCUUUUCCGACUGCCUCCCCAAGGUGCACGCUGCGCUUUCCCUGUUACUGUUUCACGUUGAUUAUACCUACGGUGGUGUGGGCGGCGGGACGUGGAAGGAGUUUGAGACGCAGGGUAAUGUGUCACUGGGUAAUGGUCUUAAGAUGUUCUUCACUGGCUUCAACGGUGUUAUUGACGGUGGAUUCAAACCUGAUGAGUUGCAAAAUGUGCAAGGAAAAACACUGGCCGAAAAUCUAAACAAUGCGCUUAAAAGAACUACCAUAACCCCUGACCUUUUCACUAGCGUUCUUUUCAAUAAUUUAGUGAAGGACGAUUGGCAUGACCUAGACGCUGGCAACGUCUUGCUGUUGCUGUGGGCGUUUUGCGGGUAUGUGCAAAGCCAUGAAAAAGACAAUCAUGGUCUCAAAGAAAAAUUGCAAGAGGAGCUUAGACGUAAAAAUAUGUGUUUCAGGUGGCAAGCUUUGGUAAGGCAUUGCAAACUACUUGAAAAAGAGUUGUCAAAAUUGUUCGGCAGUGAUGAAAAUCAGGGAGCCUUCUCCACCACCGGAAGGGCGUUUGAUCCAACCGCCCUUAAGCCUGAUGCGUUUGCCGGAGCAUUCGAGAGGUGGUUCACGAGGCAUUGGACGGAGAUGACUGGAGCGUUGGAAAAGAUUAGGGGUAGCGUAGAGGAUUUUGCUGAAAAUCAUGCUGAGUUCACCCCCGAAUCUCUCUACCCCUACGGCAUCGUGUUGAAUAAGGACCAACGGGACAAGUGGCCAGAGGGAUUGAAAAAUCUGCACGGUGUUUUGGAUGUGCUUGGAAAUUCCGAUGAAGGAGACCUGAAAACGCUUAAGGACAUUUUGAAUGGUUAUACGUGUCCAGCCCAACCACCACCCAAAAAGCCUGAGGUCACCAAGGCGGAGGCGGCGAAGCCGACUGCCACUGAGGAUACUGAAGCACAGAACCAAGGCAAGAAAGCUGAUGGUACUCCCAACCAGGGCAAGAAAGCGGAGGGAGCACAGAACCAGGGCAAGAAAUCUGAGGGAGCACAGAACCAGGGCAAGAAAAGUGAGGGAACUCCAAAUCAGAGUAAAGAUCAAAGUGACAUAAGUUCUUCAGAUUCAGCAAGUGGAGACUCUGCUGCUCCAGCUUCGCCUUCCGGUAAGGAUGGAGCUCCAGGGAAGCCAGGGCCUAGUGGUCCCGCAGCUCCGGCGUCUCCUAAGCUUACAACUUCACAAGUUCAACAACCUGUUCAACCUCAACAACCACUCCAACCACAGCCUCAGCAACCUCCCCUUCCACCGCCUCCUCCCCCUCUUCCUGGAUCCCCUGGUAAGCCAGGUCUCGGGGGUCCGGGAUCAUCGUCUGUUGUUACUUCAAGUCAACAGCCUAUUCCCCCUCCAGUUACAAGUCCUACUCAGUCUCCGAGUGUUGGAGGUCCAGACUCUGGGCCAGCUGGUGGUAAGGGGGCUGGGCAAGAUGGUGGUAAAGGUGUUGGUCAACCAACAAGUCAAGACGCCGAUCACAGUUCAAGCAGCCUCGCGACUGCGUCGGAUACCACUGCGGCUGGUGGAGGUGGGAGUGGACAGAGUGGAGUUGGAGGGGUGCGAAAAUUGUCUCCAGAAGAAAAGCAUUCGGCAGAGUUGAAAAAAAUAUUGGACAACAAUGAACACAUAUUUAAAAACCAAGAGGCAAAGAGAAAGAAGGAUGCUGAUUACUGGGAAGCAAAAAUUAUUGCGUUGGAGGAGGAAAACUACAAAAAACAACAGCAGCAAAAAUUACAACGAAGGUUACGUAACAGACAUCAAAAUCAUGGCCCUUCCGCGCCUCAUAAUCAGCCGGGCAUAAAUGUUGCUGUAUCUUCCAACGGCCGUCGCCUUAAUUGGCGACAUCCCAUUGAUUUACAUGGGACCAAGCAAGGGCGGAAAAGUACGGAUGUCCAAGUUUUACAUGGCACCACCAUGCCAGAUGAGCCGAUUCCGGACCAAACUGAACAUGAGAAAGAAUAUAGUGCCACGGUCAAGCGUAACGCUCAUAAAUGGCAAGCGGAUCGAAAGAAAAUAUUCAAGGAACUGCAAAAAGAUAUGGAAAGAAGAAUCGAGCACCAAAAGGAUGCAGAUAUGCAUGAUGCAAGUCGAAAAAAUUUGCUUAGUGAUUUAUGGCAAGUUGGAGAUUUCGACAUCUAUACUCCUCCGCCUAGUGAGCCGGUUGAUAUCUUUGACUUCAGCGUAGUGGAUUCAGUAGAUCACACAAAACAACAGAUGCAGGAUGCGAGUAGUAACGCUCGCUAUAUUUCCGAACCGGCAGCGCCCUUAGUGUCUCUUGAAAUUACGAAGCCACCAAUGCAAGAUUUGUACGAUAACGACGACAGAGAGGCUCAGGGCACAGAUCCUACUGAAACUGCAGACGCAGUUCAGACCGCAGUUAUAGGUAUUGAUCCUUUUCUAGAUGUUUUUGAAGAUGAAUUCGAAAUUAAAAUCCCAACUCCGCCACCCAAAACUGAAGACCCUGAAAUUGACCUCUACAUCGACGUCUCCAAGCCCAUUCUUCAAGACCUUGUCCACGACUUCGACUUCGAUGAUGACUCGACGUAUAUACAGGAUGACACACUGUCCAACACUGUCGCUCCAUACAAAUCUGCCGUCUCAUUAAAUGUUCUACCUCCAGAGGCCAAGCAGUUACCGCCGCCAACAACGGACUUCAAUCCGGAUAAUAUCAUACGCCAGAAUAUACAAAUGUGUAUACCAGAUUGGUCUACUAAGACGCCAACACAUGACGCCACCGACAUCCCCGAGACGGAGCUGUUCCCCUCCGAGGCGCCGCGUACAGUCAGGGAUAUGCUCAUUUGGAUGGCGGGACUGCAGAACCCAAAACACCAAGACACUUUGACACAGUGCAUUACUAACGCUUUCAAGCGCAGCGAUGAUGUGUAUUCAGAUCUCACACUUCCAGUCAACGGUGCUGACAUCACCGCCAAAGAUGUCAUCGACAUCCUCCAGCUUGCCGCCACGUUCGCAGCUUCAGUGCUCAAUUCCAUCGCGCCCAAGUGGAGGAUGGCAGUGUCGUCUGUGACUUCAGCGUCUAAGGACCCUGAUUGCUGCGCCCUCCUCUGCCAGCUGCGGGACUACGUCUACGCCUGCUGCCACCAGUUAACGUUCCUGAAGUCGCAGUGUUCUCGGAACGAAUCCGAAGGUGGUUGGCAGGAUUGCCAGUAUGGUCAUGCUGUGUCUCCCCAAAAGUCACCACUUCAGGACUUCCUGACUGACGCCCCCGACUCCAAGUUCGAGACUCACCCCUUCGACCCCUGCAACAUCUGCCUCAAGAGCCGUGUCAAGAUGGGAUUCAGAGAGGAGCAUCUGCCUAAAACUCAACAAACGGGGAAGGACAUUUCCACCAUCCUCUCUCCCACUUGCGGCGGCGAGGAUCCCUUGCUGACAUUGACCUCUUACCUCACCUGCAUCACCAGGCGGACGCCGCGCACCACCGGGGAGCUUGUCUCCUUCUUCCACAAUUUCGGGAAUUCACUCUACAAGCCUCCUUCAGGAUUGUCCAAGCUGGGCUCCGCCCUCUCCAGUCAGCAUGACCACUGCCCCGACUGGGACCGUCUCAAGGACGCCGACUUCAAUGCCGUCAAGGGCGUACGGGGCUCCGCCACUCCCAACUCCAUCCACGACAAGGACCAUCCCAAUACCCUGUCGUCUCUUCUUGGCUGCGGCAUCGAUAAUGCCAACUGCCCACAGCAUAUGAAGCCCAUCACCCACCGGGCCUACGCCCUCUACUCCAAGGCCUUCACCCACCACUACCUCGGCUGGACGGCCUACCUGGCAGACAGACUGUGGGAGUCACUGGAAAAGCUGCACUAUGAUCUCGAGAAGCUUCAAUGUCAUGACUCCAAGUCCAAGCCUCUCCAUCAAUGUGACAAGGCCAUGCCCCUCCUCUACUCUCACGGCCUCACCCCGCCGGAAGGGACACUGCAGUCAUCACUCACGUGCUCCGGGCUCAUCUACAAGCUGGAGCAGGUGGUCGCCGGAAAGCCUAUCGCAAGCCUCAUUACCGCCAUGGACACAUUCCUCUACUGCAUCCGUGCCCCCUUCCUCUACACUGCACUCACACUCUGGCUCACCGCCACGCUCUACAUCCUCCACUCACUCCUGUACCGGAUGGACGUCCUCCGCAUCCGCUCACACCUCCUCACGUUCAGGAUCUCACACCUCAUCGACGUCAAGGCGCUGCUCGCCGGCAGCCGCAAGAUGCUCUCGCUCUACAAGGACGUCGACUACUUCGACGAUGACUUUCACUCAUAA
Molecule: messenger RNA, 4551 nt
Organism: Babesia ovata
Lineage: Eukaryota; Apicomplexa; Aconoidasida; Piroplasmida; Babesiidae
Product: Ribosome-binding protein 1
Exons: 1
Coding region: 1-4551 (1516 amino acids)
Source: RefSeq, a predicted model, not a curated record